AUGAGCACACAUCAGGGCUCUCGCAGCUCUUUCUAUCAGCCCAAGACGCGCACGGCCUUGGUGUGGGCGUGUGUGUGGGUGUGGGCGUGGAUGGGCGUCGGGGUGUGGGGCGGCUGUCCCAAAGUGUGCGAGUGCAAGUGGCGCGACGGCAAGGAGGUGGUCGCCUGCCGCAACGCCCACUUCAUCGACAUCCCGCGCGGGCUGGACCCCUCGACGCAGGUCCUCGACCUACGCCACAACAACCUGCGGAUCCUCCCGCGAGACUCCUUCGUCUACACGGGCCUCGUCAACCUGCAGAAGGUCUGGCUCAGCUUCUGCAACCUGAAGCGGCUGGAGAAGGGCGCCUUCCGGAUGCUCGCCAACGUGGUCGAGCUCGACCUCAGCAACAACCUUCUCCAGAGCGUUCCCACCGCCGCCCUCACGGACAUGGGCGGCCUGCGCCACCUCAUCCUCUCCUACAACAAGCUCACCACCAUCCCCAAGCUGGCGUUUGCUCCCACCGCCGAGCUGGUCAACCUGGACCUCAGCCACAACAACCUGACGCGACUCGAGGGCGGCGCCCUGCAGAACCUGGUGUCGCUCGAGGUUCUCGACUUAUCUAGCAACAAGCUGGUCACUCUGGAUGCGCAGGACGUGAUGCCACUGACCAUGCUGCGCGUGCUGCACCUGGACGGCAACCCCUGGCACUGUGACUGCCUCCUGCGGCCGCUCAGGAACUGGAUGCUGGACCGCAACUUGGCCCCGACGGUUCCCCCGACGUGCACGGAGCCGAUGUGGCUCGAGGGCGGCGACUGGCUCAUCUUGGACGACGAGGACUUCGUGUGCGCGCCGCAGGUCACUGCCCUGGCGCCGAGGGUCCUCGCGGCUGAGGGCGAGAACGUGUCCCUGGCGUGUCGCGUCGAGUCGGAGGUCGAGACGACCAUCACGUGGGUCAUAGGGGAGAGCCAGCUGUACAACGCCAGCGAGUCCCAGCGCUACUCCCUGUUUGAGUUCCUGACGCCCUUUUAUACAUCGAGGAUUUCGAACCUGACCAUCAUGGACGUGACCCCCCUGGACCAGGGUCAGUACCGGUGCGUGGCGGAGAACAGGGCGGGUCGCAGGGAGGUCAAUCUGACGCUGCAGGUGUCCCACGAGGUGGCCGAGGUGAGAGUCGCCAACAUAGAUAAUAAUUACAUGAAGGGCGGCCUUUUAGGAGGGAUUUGCAUUCUAGUGGUCGUCUUGCUCAUCGUGUGUAGUCUUAUAUACUGUAAGGUGCGAAGCGGACGGCAGCCAGAGGAGGACGCCGACAAGACGGUGGCGGCCCACUCGUCCCGGGCGGCGACGGCGGACGAGCACAAACUCGCUGGCUACCACAUCGUCCCGACGAACGAGCUCGAGGUGUCUCCGCGUCGACCGCAACAAAGACAAUCCUGGCGGCACAGAGACAUAUCUAUGGAGGACUUCUCCAGCAGAGUCCUGGAGAAAGGCGAAAGUCCUGUCCUGCAGCAGGAACCUAUCCAGGGGCCAAGCGUUCCUACCACUGCCCCCAGCAACGUGUCCUAUGUCGACAUAGCCAAGACCGACGCCGGAGGAGCGCAGAUGAACCCCGACGAAAGGACGAGGUGGAGGGACCUCUCCGACCACCAAAAGGACGUCAUCCUGCACAGGAUGUGUCACCGCGCAGCAUCGCAGGCGUCCGUGGGAAGUAGCAACGGCCAGUAUCCCGACCUACUGGAUCUGCCGCAGCCGCAGGUCGGACAGCUGCCUCUCCAGGACAUGCACCAAUACGGGGGCAGUCUGCCUCUUCACAGUCUCAACCCGUCCUUCUGCACCAUGCCCAGAACGCGGGCACGGGCGUACCAGGAGACGGGCACUAGUAGGGAGGGAGGAGCCACACAAGGCAGUGCCUCUCAACCCCACGCCCACAACCCUCACGAUCGCCAACAAGCUGCUGGCUACAGAUCCUCCAGCGCCCUCAACCUGGCCCUGAGUGAAGCUGCCUCGCAAGCCUACGCCCACGGCCAGAUGCCCGUCAGAGGCCACCCCUUCCUGCCCCCCGUGCCCAUGCUGGAGGCCUACGACCCCCAGGCCAUGCACGAGCUCAUCGCUACGCACAGGAGUCAGUGCGGCGCGGGGUGUGGCCAGAUGGAGGGUUCAGACCCCUACCGCUUCGAGUACCACGCCGCGCAGCUGGAGAAGUUCUUACAAGAAUAUCGUUGUCUUCAAGAACAGCUUUUCCAUAUGAAGCAGUCUUACCAGGCACAGCAGCGUUCAGGUUCUGCUCCUAGAGAGAACAUAAUACCAACAAUUAACCGGGCUGUAAGAAAGAAAAAUGCCGGCCCUCUCCGAGCACCUUGCCCUCGUUUCCACAUUUCCCUCGAGCCUAAUAGACUUGGUUCAACUAUGUCGCCUUAUCAACCCGACUCACUUGGGUGCUAUCACUGCGCUUAUAUUUCGCGGCAGCAUCCUUUGUGCUCAUCUCGGGAGACGGGAAAGAUGCUGCUGGGACUUGACUGUCAGAGGGACCCUACCCUCACUCACCAUCCCCGUGCCCCCUGUGGACCAUCAUAG
Messenger RNA from Penaeus vannamei (Pacific white shrimp), 2550 nucleotides. NCBI's taxonomy places the organism in Eukaryota, Metazoa, Arthropoda, Malacostraca, Decapoda, Penaeidae. The record is from RefSeq and is a predicted model, not a curated record.